CCGCGGGCGUGGCCAUCUAGAUCUAGGCUCAAAGCAACCCGUGCUCCCAAAGCAUACUGCAAUACAGCAUACAACAACAAGAGGGGCCGCACUGGGAGCUGCCACAAGCAAAAGGCAGUACAUCUGACCUCUAGGAACAUCUGAUUUGCAUACCUUGUUUAUUUAGGAUGAAAGGAUGGUAACAUUUGGAGAUGGCACAAGCAGCAGCAGCACAUCCGAGCUCCAGGUACCCAAGGUCCAACACUAGGUCGUAAAUCAUCACAACUAAAAGUCUAAACGACGCGGUUUAUUCUUCUGCGCUUCAAGCUAUGGAACGGGAAGGCUGUAAGGGUUUGCCUGCGAUAGCAAAGAAGCACUUCAGCAACAUAAGCUAAAGGGCUACACUUGUUUCCGAAGGAAAUUUGAGUGAAAAAGACACUUAACAAAACGGCUCGGUAUGGAAGCUGCUGUAGUAUCUGGAAUAUUGAAGGUUGUCGGCAGCAAGCUAGCUCCACUGCUAAUCAAGGAGUACAGCUUGAUAGUUGGUGUUCAAAAGCAUCUCGAGGAGCUAAACGAUCAAGUUCAGGAGAUCAACUGUUGGUUGGAAGCAGUAGGAGAUGAAGUUGCACGAAAUGGUCCAGCACUUAAUUGGCUAACAAAAUUGAAAGAUAUAGCUUAUGGUGUUGAUGAUAUUGUUGACGAGUUUCAGCUGGAGGCUGAGAGGCAUGAUGCCCACGGUGUUGGUGGUGUUGUGUCCAACUACUUGUACGCAAAACCAAAAUCACUUAUACUUCAAUGCAAGGCAGCCAGCAAGCUCAAGGCAGUCAAAAAGAGAUUUGAUGGAAUUGUGAAGCAAAGAACUGAAUUCAGUACAAUAGCAAACAGCUUACUAGCUAGUCAUCCUGCUCGUGAUAUGAAUCAUAAUACUGCGAACAUGACAUCAUUGCCUACUGUGGAUGUUGCAUCAGUGCUCGGAAGAGACCAAGAGAAGCACCAAAUAAUAUCUGAACUGGUAGAGACUAAUGACCAACAAAGAAUCAAGACUGUUUCCAUCAUCGGGCUUGGUGGCUCUGGAAAAACUACAUUAGCUAAGCUGGUUUUUAAUGAUUGUAGCAUUAUAGAGAAGCAUUUUGAAGUCAGACUAUGGGUUCAUGUGUCACAAGAAUUUGAUGUUGAAAAGCUCAUCAAGAAACUGUUUGAAGCUUUUGCUGAUAACAAUCCCGGACAGCAUGCACUGCCGUAUAUGAGCAAAACAAUCUCAGACAAGUUGACUGGAAAGAGGUUUCUGCUUGUAUUAGAUGAUGUUUGGAGUGAGUCCCAAAUCCUGUGGGAACAAUUCAUGGUAUAUCUGAAGGUUGGCGCACAUGGAAGCAGGAUUUUAGUCACUACCCGUAGUAGAAAAGUUGCAGAAGUAGAGGGAUCCGCAUACCAAUUUGACUUGCCAUUUUUAUCUCUAAAUGACAGCUGGAAACUAUUUCAACAAAGCUUAGUAAUGCCCCCUGAAGGUUUGGGGAUUGAAUUUGUAGAUGUCGGAAAAAAUAUUGUGAAAAAAUGUGGUGGGGUUCCACUAGCAAUUAAAGCUCUUGCAGGUGUCCUCCGUGGCAAGGAACUGAUAGGAGAAUGGCAGGCUAUGAGAGACAGCAACUUGUUGCAUUUUAUGGGUGAAGAACGUGGUGUAUCAGUAUCUGCAUGCUUGAGGUUGAGCUAUUUCCAUUUGUCAUCUCAUCUGAAACAGUGCUUCACAAUAUGUUCAUUGUUUCCCAAAGGUCACAAGAUUGAUAAAGAGCAAUUGAUUGACCUAUGGAUUGCUCAUGACAUGAUCACUCUUGAGUCUGGUGUUGAUUAUUUGGACUAUAUUGGCCACAAGUGCUUUAAUUCUCUUGUGAAAAUGUCUUUUCUACAAGACGUGAAUGAAUAUUAUGGGAGAGUGACAUGCGGCAUGCAUGAUUUGGUUCAUGAUCUUGCCCGGUCCAUAUUGGAUGAUGAGAUUUCACUUGAUGUGCCAAAGGAUCCGAUCUGUUCUACCAAGAGCUACAGAUACUUUUCUUUAACUGAACAGGCUCAAAAUCUACCACCCAAAAAUCUUUUUCAAAAAGCACGUUCUAUAUAUGUUGAUAAUUGUGAUGAUGCAAUAUUUGGGGCAUUGAAGAACGCAAGACACUUGCGCAGUAUCACCAUGGGACCUAUUCAUAUGGAAGCAAUACCCAUUGCGAUAUUGCAGGUAAAGAAUCUAAAGUAUCUUGUGAUUUCAAGCCUGCGAUGUGAAGCACUCCCAGAAGCUAUUUCUGAUAUUUGGAGUUUACAAGCUCUUCACGUUACAUUUAGUGAUCUUCUCGAGUUGCCUAAAUCCAUCGGUAAGAUGCAGGAGCUAAGGAAGCUGAACCUAUUCUGUUGUAGGGAGCUAAAGUGUUUACCGGAUUCUAUUGGUGAUUGUCAAAUGAUUUCAAGCAUUGAUCUUUCCUAUUGCAAGAAACUCAGAGUGUUGCCUGAAUCUAUUGGCAGAAUCGAAAAGCUAAGAGUUUUGAGACUAGGUAACACCAAAAUUGAGAGGCUACCAUCAAGUAUCACAACACUGAGAAAUCUGGAGUGUCUGGACCUUCACCAAUGUUGCGAACUGGCAGAGUUGCAUGAAGGCAUCAUCUACUUGGAUAAGCUUCAAGUUUUGAAGCUUACAUAUUGUAAAGAAUUGCGAGGCAUGCCUGUUGGCAUAGGACAGCUUAGUCGACUACAAAAGUUGGGUUUAUUUGUUGUGGGUGAGGGCGAAAAGUUUGCAGCAAUUUCUGAGCUUGGAAAUGUAGGUUGGAUCAGUGAUGAUCUAACGAUAAGAGGUAUUGAGCAUGUGAUGGAGCCGGAUGAUGCACACAAGGCAUGCUUGAAACAGAAGGCAAACUUACGAAGGCUGGACCUACAGUGGAGCGCAUGUGUCAGGGGUGAAGAGAGCACUAAAUUGGAGCAGGCGGUACUUGAUGGUCUGGAACCGCCACCAGGGAUUAAAAAGCUGAAAAUUAACAGGUAUUCAGGUCGGGAAUGUGCCCGGUGGAUGCAGAAUCAAGCUGGUGGCGGCGUACAGGGGCUUCCUUACUUACCAUUUUUGAAGGUGAUGAAGCUAUAUGAUCUCCCAAACUUGAAGCAUCUGGAUGGGCUUGCGGAGCUGCCUUGUUUGGAGGAGCUUGAGCUAGAGUAUAUGCCUUCUCUUGAGAGCAUAAGCGGAGGCCCAUUUCCUUCGCUGGUGAGGUUAGCUAUGAAUGGACUUCCUAGUCUGGGAGAGGUGUGCAUGGUAGCCGAGAAGAGCAUGCCUGAUGGAGAAGAGGGAGGAGGCUGCAGCAAUUACACACCUCACUUGGGAGAAGUCCUCCGAGUGGGCAGUUGCGUAUCGGAUGUGGAUAUUCGUGGGUGUCAUAAGUUGGAGGUCAAGCCGUACCUGCCUAUGUCGCUACAGCGCUUGGUUUUGCACCGGACCAAUGAACAACUGCUGCAGUCGCCAUGCGAGUGCAACGGGUCCUCUUCGUUCUCCGGUUUUAGCCAUCUGAAGAAGCUUCUGCUACGGGACAUUACAGGAUGUGGACGUGGGUGGGAGCUGCUGCAACACAUGACGGCGCUCGAGUCUCUGGAUGUGGCCUCAUGCUCUGCUAUUGACACGCUGCCCGAGUCGCUAGGGGGACUCCGGUCUCUGCAACUGCUGGCCAUCGAGUCUUGCGAAAGCCUUUGCGGCCUUCCCCAAUCAAUGGGUCGCCUCACAUCUCUUCAGUCUCUGGAAGUGAGCGGAUGCUCUGCUAUUCGCAUGCUGCCCGGAUCGCUAGGGGAACUCCAGUCCCUGCAAGAGUUGACCAUCAUGCAGUGCAAAAGCCUGAGCACCCUUCCCCAGUCAAUGGGUCACCUCAUAUCCCUCCGCUCUCUAACCGUGAACUCAUGCUCUUCUAUUUCAUCGCUCCCCAAUUCGCUAGGGGAACUCCAGUCUCUGCAAGAGUUGACCAUCCGGCGCUGCAAAACCCUGAGCAGCCUUCCACAAUCAGUGAACUCUGAGCAGUUAUCAUGUUUAGUCUGA
Messenger RNA from Panicum hallii, 4024 nucleotides. Its product is annotated as disease resistance protein RGA2-like. NCBI's taxonomy places the organism in Eukaryota, Viridiplantae, Streptophyta, Magnoliopsida, Poales, Poaceae. The coding region runs from base 437 to 4024 and encodes 1195 amino acids. Gene Ontology annotation, molecular function: ADP binding. The transcript has 6 exons. Gene Ontology annotation, biological process: defense response to fungus. The record is from RefSeq and is a predicted model, not a curated record.